Caenorhabditis elegans is the source of this 283-nucleotide messenger RNA. NCBI's taxonomy places the organism in Eukaryota, Metazoa, Nematoda, Chromadorea, Rhabditida, Rhabditidae. The record is from the annotation of a RefSeq genome assembly.
ACCUUAUUUUUCCUAUUAUCCUGUUUACUCGAAUACCUGAUACCAGGAAUGAACUGUCAAGUUCGAAUGGUUCUGAUCUAUGGAUCAGUUUCCGGGCCCAAAAACCUUACAACCUACAAUACCCUGGAAGAUUGUAAAAACGGGUGUUAUGAAGAAGAUACUUGUAUUCUGGCUUAUUUUGUGCUUGGAGAACUGAUAUCCCUAACAACACCUGGCCGGCUUUCUACAACGAGCUCAAGUUCUCAUUUACCCCAAAUAUCAAUGACACUUACGUUUUAACGUU